UGUGAUUGACAGAAAAAUAAAAGCUCCUAAUUCCAAGGAAGAAGGCAAGUAUUUUCCCUCUCUUUUUCAUCUAUUCCUACAACUUUCGUAUUGAUUAUUUUCAGUGUGUUGUUUUUUUUUUGGUCUGCAGACAGUCAAGUUUGCAUCUUGUUUUUGGUUGGGUUGGUUCUUUUCCUGCCAAUUCUCUGGCUUUGUGAUUGUUUUGGUGGUUUGCUGAGCUUAUUGUCCACAGUUGACGUUUGCUUUUCAUUGAUCUCUAGUUUGUUUUUUUGCUGGGUAUUUUUCCUCCGGCUUUAUUCUCUUUUGCUUAAUACAUUUUCAAUUACCAAAAGAAAAAUUAAAGCUAGCACUAUACCAUCUUCUUUCUAUGUUACUACUGAGUGUGUUCAAAGCCAGAUUCUGAGGAACCGUCUUUUCCAAUGGCCUUGAGCACCCAAAGAGCCUCCGCAUAUCUUUCGGCUGAAUCGGCUCCUUCUCGAUGGAAACAUGAUGUUUUUCAGAGUUUCAGGGGUGCAGACACUCGCAGGGGUUUUAUGUCUCAUUUAGACCACGAACUGCGGAACCGGCAAACAAUAAAAACUUUCAAGGACGACCGAGACCUUGAAAUAGGAGCAACUAUUUCUCCGGAGCUGUUGACCGCAAUCGAAGAAUCACAUCUUGCCAUCAUUGUUCUCUCCCCAAAUUACGCUUCUUCCACUUGGUGCUUGGAUGAACUCUCAAAGAUUCUUGAAUGCAUGGAAGACACCAAGAGAAUUCUGCCAAUCUUUUAUGACGUGGAUCCUUCCGAUGUACGAAACCAAAAGGGGAGAUUUGCGGAAGCCUUCACUAAGCAUGAAGAAAGGUUUAGUGAAGAAGCAGAGAAGGUGAAACGGUGGAGAGCUGCUUUAAGAAAAGUUGCCAAUCUCUCUGGCUUAGAUUCAAAGAAUUAUAAGUCGGAAGCAGAGCUUAUCAAAGAUAUUGUCAAAUGUGUGUGGAGGAAAGUGCAUCCAACAUUCAUGUUGUCAGGUUCUCCCGAAAAUUUAGUCGGAACUGAUUUUGCACUUAAACAACUACAUUUGCAAUUAGCUCCCGAAGACAAUGACGUUCGCUUUAUAGGGAUAUGGGGGAUGGGCGGGGUAGGCAAAACUACCCUUGCUAAGCUAGUUUUUGAGAGAAUUUCCCAUCAUUUUGAACUUAGUUCGUUUCUAUCAGAUGUGAGUGAGGUUUCUGCAAAACAUGGUACACUAGUUGCUCUACAAAGACAACUUCUUUUCCCAAUCUUGAAGGUAGAAAAUAUUAUCCAAGUUUGGGAUGAAGAGUCGGGAAUAUUGUUCACUAAGAAAUGUUUAUGGAAUAAAAAGGUUCUUCUCAUCCUUGAUGAUGUGGAUCAAUUAAACCAGCUAGAAAAACUGGUUGGAGAGAAAACUUGGUUUGGCGUAGGGAGUAGAAUUAUCAUCACAACUAGAAAUGAACGUCUACUAGUUCAGCAUGAUAUAGCGAUAUGCCAUAAGGUUGAGGUAUUAAACAAUGGAGAAGCUCUUAAGCUCUUUAGUCGACAUGCCUUUAAGAAAAAUCAGCCUGCGGAAGGUUUUCUAAAACUGUCUCAGCGUGUCCUACAUUGUGCCAAAGGCCUUCCAUUAGCUCUUAAAACUUUGGGGUCUUUGUUGUAUACGAGAGAUCAAGAUGCAUGGAAUAGUGUGUUGCAUAAUCUAGAGAAAAUUCCUAAUCCAACAGUUUUUCAUUCACUCAAAGUAAGUUAUGAUGGACUAGAAGAGAUGGAGAAGAAACUUUUUCUCCAUGUUGCAUGCUUCCAUAAAGGGAAGGAUAAAGAGAAAGUAAUUGAAAUACUAGACAGUAUCUGGGACAUUUCCAGUCUUAUUGGGAUGGAUAUUCUUAUUGAGAAAUCUCUCUUAACUAUUAAAAAAAACUAUUUUCGUAGAGACACUGUUGAGAUGCAUGAUUUGAUACAAGAAAUGGCAUGGGAAAUUGUUCGUCAAGAGUCUGUCGAUGACCCUGGUAAACGCAGUUGUUUGUGGCAUCCCAACAACAUUUCUCCUGUAUUCAUGAACAAUACGGGAACACCCGCAAUUGAAGCCAUAGUCUUAUGUUUGCCGGAAUCAGAAGUGGUACACUGGAAUUGUAAUAAAGCCUUCUCUAAGAUGCCUGAAUUGAGGCAUCUUGAAUUUGAUAAUGUGAUCUUUUCUUCAGGCCCCAAAGUUCUUCCAAAUUCGUUAAGAAUUAUUCGUUGGAGCUGGUAUCUUUCCAAAUCACUCACACCAAAAUUUCACCCACGCUUCCUUGUUAAACUAGAGAUGCCUCAUAGCAAACUUGUCCGGCUUUGGGAUGGAGCAAAGGACUUCCCAAAGUUGAAAUAUAUUGAUCUUAGUUACUCUCAUAAACUGGCCAGUAGCCCAGAUUUCACACACGUUCAUAUUCUUGAGGAUUUGAUUCUGAAAAGUUGUACGAAUUUAAUUGAGGUCCACGCGUCUAUUGCAGUUCUCAAAAGGUUGAAACGUUUGGACCUUAGUGACUGUAAAAGUAUCAAGAGUCUCCCAAGUAAAGUGGAAAUGGAUUCUCUUGAAUAUUUCAGUCUUUGUGGCUGCUCAAAAGUGAAAAAGCUUCCAGAAUUUGAGGGACAUAUGAAAAAUUCGUUCAAGCUCAUUUUAAAUGGUACUGCUGUUGAGCAAAUACCUUCAUCAAUCGAAGGUUUGGUUGGCCUUGCUGUAGAGGGUAUGAACAAUUGGAGAAGUCUCUCGGGUCAAAUAGUCUAUAUGCAAAGAUCCUCAAAAGUUGUCAAACUGCCAGGGGAGAUGGAGUGUUUAGAGGAGCUUGAAUUAAGUGAAAGUGCUAUGAGAGAGCUGCUUGUUUUUAUGAAAAAUCACAAAUAUCUAUCCUUUCUUCGAUCAUCAACUUCAAGGGAUGGCAGUACGUGGUUUAGAAUUAGAAAGAGUCACCCUGAUCCUGCACCUGACCCUUUGGGUUUGGUGCUGUCUUCUCUAAAUGGUUUAUUCUCAUUCACAAUUUUAGAUUUAAGCGGUUGUAAUAUUGGUGAAGGAAACAUUUAG
This is a messenger RNA of Prunus avium (sweet cherry), 3044 nucleotides long. NCBI's taxonomy places the organism in Eukaryota, Viridiplantae, Streptophyta, Magnoliopsida, Rosales, Rosaceae. The record is from RefSeq and is a predicted model, not a curated record.